Molecule: messenger RNA, 3111 nt
Organism: Naegleria gruberi
Lineage: Eukaryota; Heterolobosea; Eutetramitea; Acrasida; Naegleriidae
Product: importin-7
Exons: 1
Coding region: 1-3111 (1036 amino acids)
Biological process (GO): protein import into nucleus
Cellular component (GO): nuclear envelope; cytosol
Molecular function (GO): small GTPase binding
Source: RefSeq, a predicted model, not a curated record
AUGAUGCAACAACAAGGUUUGCCAACUCUUGAACAAAUCAAGACGGUGCUUUUGAAUACCUUUAGUAACAAUCGGGCUCAACAAUUAGAAGCUGAAAAUUUUCUUUCUCAAUUGAGACAUGUUAAUGGGUUCUGUAGUUCAAUUUUACAAUUAGUUUUGCAAUCACAACAAGAAAAUAGUCAACAAGCACUUUAUAUUCAACAGGCAGGUGUAAUUUUCUUGAAGAAUUUUAUUACUAAAAACUAUGACGAAAGAGGAAAUUUCUUUGGAGAGGAAGAUAGCGAACCAACUGAAAAGUUAAUUCCUAUCAGUGCUGAAGAUAGACAAUUUUUGAGAGAAAAUAUCUUGAAGGCUUUGGUAAUGUCCUCAACUGUUAUUCAAAGUCAAUUGUGUGUUGUUUUACACACAAUGAUUUGUACUGAUUAUCCAGUUAAUUGGGUUAAUUUGGUUGAUGAAAUUGUUAAUUUGUUAAAAUCUAAUGAUGUUAGAUGUGUUUAUGCUGCAUUGUUGGCUUUGGAUUCUUUGUUAAAGAGAUACAAGACUGCCCUUGAAGAUCAUUAUAGAAUUGUUGUCAAUGAUAUUGUUUCUAGAACCUUUGAUAUUGUCACUGGUUUGUUCCAAUACUUGUUGAGUCAAAAUACUGAUGAAUUUGCUGUUAUGAGAAAGUUGAUCGUUAAGGUUAUUUGGUCUGCUUUCCAAAAUGGUGUUCCUCAAUAUUAUACUUUGGAAGUUAAAGAAGGAAAAUUAGAUAGAUUUACCAAACUUAUGGAAAUGUUAUUGGAAUCAUACAAGAUUCAAGUUCCACCUCUUAAUAUUGAUAGUGUUGAAAAUCCACAUUGGAAAGUUAAAAAGUGGAUUGGUCACUUUGGUUAUAGAUUACUUUUAACAUUCUCUGCUUUGGAAGUUAGACCAAAUACUUCUGCUGAAGAAGCUAAAAUUGCUGAAUAUUUCAUUUCACAACAUGCUCAAAAAUUCUUACAAAUCUUCCUUCAAUUAGUUCAAUAUAAUAUUAAGGGAUCAUAUGUACCAUAUCGUAUCAUUACACUCGUAUUUAGAUACUUGGAUGGUUGUAUCUCAAAUCCUGAUUUAUACAAGUCAACUAUUAUUUCUAAUUUGAAGGCUCUCAUUGUAGAAACAAUUUUCCCAUAUCUCUAUUUCUCAUCUGGUGAUAAGGAACUCUGGGAAUUUGAUCCUCAAGAAUGGAUUAGAAUUGGUUAUGAUCUUUCUGAAGAUUUGUGGAACACUAGAAUUAAUGCCAUGGGUACCCUCACUACUCUCUUGACAACCAGAAGAAAGGAUUCAUUCGGUAUCUAUCUUCAAUAUAUUACUGAAGUUUUGACCAAUUAUGCAAAUGGUACUCACGUUAAUCCAUCUCUCAAGGACGCUGUUCUCUAUACUAUUGGUAACAUGUCAAAACUCUUCUCAAAGAGUGCUAUGACUAAGGAUAAGAUUGAAGAUUUAUUGUUAAUGUUUGUUUUCCCAGAAUUCACAAACACUCAACAACCAUACCUUAGAGCUAGAGCUUGUUGGGCUCUUGGUAGAUUUUCCGAAAUUUCAUACAAGAAUCCAUCUACUAUGAAUGACGGUAUGAAGCACGUCUUGAACUGUCUCCAAGAUAAGCAAAUUCCAGUUAGAAUUCAAGCUGGUUUGACUUUGAGUUGUUUGUUGAAUUUAGAGAAUUCUAUCCAACAAAUUAGACCAAUUCUUCCACAACUUUUGGAUGUCUACAUGAGCAUUAUGAACGAAAUGGAACAUUCAACAGUCGUUAGAAGUAUUGAACUUUUGGUUGGAGCAUUUGCUGAAGAAAUGGAACCAUUCGCUGUUUCUAUCUGUUCUAGAAUGAGUGCUACCUACAUUAGACUUUUGGAUGAAGAUGAUAACGAUUUGGACAAUGCUGAAUCUGAUAUUCUUAUGGAAAACUGUAUCCAAACUAUUCUCACACUCAUGCAAUCCUUCACCUCCAAGCCAGGUGUUUAUAGACAAUUGGAACCUGUCAUUUUACCACUCAUUUUGAAGAUUUUGGAAAAUCAAGAAUAUGGUUACGAUUUUGUUGAAAAUGCCAUGGAUAUGCUCACAUAUUUGACUUAUUAUUGUGAAAAUGGAAUGGUUUCUGAAAAUUGUUGGUCAAUCUUACCUGCUAUUUAUGAAGCAUUCAAUGGAUGGGCUUAUGAUUUUAUUGGAUAUUUGGUUGCUUCAUUAGAUAACUUUAUUUCCAAGAAUCCUCAAAGAUUCUUACAAAACCCAGAUCAUGUCACUAUGGUUUAUCACUUGUGUGCUAAACACUUGGGUAAGGAUGCUGAAACUGUUGAAAAGGAAGCUCAAGGCGCUUGUAAGAUUUUGUCGAGCAUGAUGCAAAAUUGUAAAGGUGCUAUUGAUAGUGAAAUUCCAAAGUAUCUUGAAAUGGUUAUGUGUCAAAUUGAUUUGGCUGAAUCACCUGCUUUCACUGUUUUACUUUUGGAAGUUGUUGCUGAUGCCAUCAUUUACAAUAUGGAGCUUGCUCUCAGUUUUAUCGAAUCCAAACAAUUCACUGUUAAAUUAUUCUCCAAAUGGUUCCAAACUUUACCUAAAUUCAUGAGAGUUUAUGAUAAGAAGAUUGCAGUUAUUGCAUUCUCUAACAUUAUUGGAUAUCCAAACUUUUCAUCUCUUCCACAAGCUCUUCAAGCUAAUGUUGAAUAUUUGGUUAAUGCCUCUAUUAGACUUUUGAAAGAAAUUUCUGAACUCAAGAAGAAGCUUGCCGAAGAAAAGGAUAAGGAAGAAGACGAUGGCGAUUUUGAGGAUGAUUAUGAUAGUGAAGAAGAAGAAUAUAACAAUGGUGGAUCAACAACUGAUAAGCAAAUGACAUUGACUGUUGACUCUUUGAAGCAUAAUCCUCAUCUUCAAAAGCUUGUUGAAACUCUUACCAGCUCAUCAUAUGAUGUUCAAGCUGAUGAAGAAAUUGAUGAAAUGGAAAUCUUUGAUUCCUUACUCGACAAGUUUGACGAAAAUGUUUACUUUGGUAAAGCAAUGGUUUCCUUCUCCUCCUCUCCUUCAUUCCAAGCUAUUGUUGCUAAAUUGAGCAAUGAAGAUAGCAACUCAUUACAACAACUCAUGCAAGCUUCGAUGCAACAAUAA